AGGUCGAACCGAAGAUGAUGACGAGAAACGACGGGAAUACGAAGGUGUUGAGGUUGAGAGAGACGAUCAACUCAUUUCGAUCGAAGAAGAAGCAUUGUCAGCGAAACAACAAGCACACGAGCACACUCACAUCCUCAUGGAAACGCAGCGUAAACUGCAGGUCGUUGAAGCAGAUUUCGAGAAAGGAUUUCAGAGAUGCGAAGCGGCUCUUGCUAAGGAGCAAGCGAACAUUGAUCUGAUUGAGAGAAAUGGCGAACAGUUACGAACACUCGAGGAUCGUGAUAAUGAAGCAGCUGAACGCGAAUUCGAAGCUGAAGAAAAACUAAGGUUUGUUUAUGCAGGGUUCGUAGUCUCCAAGACCAAAAAUAUUCAAAGACUUUCAAAGAUUUUUUCUGCCUAUUUUCAAAGACUUUUCAAAGACCUUUGAGAGCAAUCAGCUGUCCAAAAAUUGCGAGUGUAUAAGCACCCUUUUUACCCAGUAAUUAGUCCCGCCACAUCACAUCUAAACAUGUACCUUUUCGUCGAUAUUUGCGAAAACCUUGCUUGCUCUUCAAUCAAUCUAUUUUAUUAGCUAGGAAAUUGUAUAAUCACUGAAUACUCACUAAAGAAUUAAUUUUAAAGACUUUCUUCGCUUUUUCACACAAUUCAAAGACUUUUCAAAGACCUAAAAGACCUGCAUUCAAAUUUAAAGACUUUCAAAGAUUUUAAAGACCGCUACGAACCCUGUUAUUAUUUAAUUUUACUUAAAAUGCGACUAACCCCAAAUGUAAUUUUUGGCAUGUGUGAUAUUUGGGUCAUUCUAAGAAGGAAUGUAAUGUAUCCUCAUGGUAAAAAACCUCAUCUUGACCAACUUUUUCACUGUCAAAGUUUCCGGAUAUGAUGUCAUUGGGUGAAUUUUUGGUACAAAAAACAAACGAAAACUAAUUUGCAAUUCACCUAAUGACAUAAUAUCUGGAAACUUUGACAGUGAAAAAGUUGAUCAAGAUAGGAUUUUUGUUGUAAAGAUAUCUUACAUUUCCUCUGCGAUAUUUGUGUAUAGUUGCACUUUAAUUAGGUAUAUGUAUACUUCAGUGAACUACCAAGGGUCUACCUACGCGCAGUGUUUCAAUUCUAUGAAAUAGAAAUGAAACACUGCGCGUCCUCUAAGACAAGCGUUAAGACGUCACGAAAAUAUUUCGUGCACUUAAAUUGGAUAAGACUCGCUACCAAUCCCCGUUGAUUCCAUAGCUCAAUGGGUAGAGCGGCGGUCUAGAUACCCGAAGAUGCGAGUUCAAAUCCCGCUCGAGCCAACGAAUUUUUCGUUGCUCGAUUGCAGUGUCAGAUUAAUAUGAAACUAGUUUUUCCUUGUUUUUCAAGUAUACGGAAACGCGAGGCGUUUACAACCCACACAGCCCGACACAGCGAUGGCCAAUAAAAAGCAAAUAAUUCCCCUUAAUUUAUACCCCCUACCUAAGUACCCCAGUGGCCAUUGUCCGACGGCAAGUGAAUUUUAUUCAGGGCAACUAAUUUUCAUGUCCAACUUGCCCUGAGGGUAGGUGGUCAAAAAAGUAAAGUUACACCACUGUUAAGGCCCUGUUACACGGUGCAAUUUUUCAUGCAACUUGUCUCGCAAUGGCGUUGCAAGACAAGUUGCACGAGUCAUUGCACCGUUUAACAUGCCUUGCAAUGGUCAAAAUCAUUGCGAGACAAGUUGCAUGAAGCAUUGCAGAGAGUAGAAGUCGGUUCUACUUUUGGCAACGAUUGCACUAAUUAUUUUUAGCAUUGCAGCGUGUAACAUGGCUUCGUGAAACUUGUCUCGCAAUGUUUAAUGCUUGGAGAGUUCCUAUUGGCUCUCCCCAGUACACGCUUUACUUUAAUUAAAAUUUAGCGCCAAAUAGCGCCUCUCCCUAUUCUCUUCGCAUGCCUCUGUCCCGUAUCGUUGCGAGUUGCAUGAAUAUCAUUGCAGCGUGUAACACCUCUUGCAAUGCAUUAUCAAAAUCUUUUCUUAAACAUUGCGAGACAAGUUGGAUGGAAAAUUGCACCGUGUAACAGGGCCUUUAGUGUGAACGGGGUCCUCAAUCGCUUUCACUGGUUUUAAAUAUAGAUUUCUGGAAGAACAACUCAAGGAGGCGGUUGCGCGAGCAGAAAGCGCAGAACGUGAUGUAGUGCGAAACGAAAACAUCGUCACCAGUGUCAAGCUUGAUCUUCAAGCAUGGGUAGAUAAACGCGCAAAAGUUGAUAAAGAAAUCGACAAAAUUGACGAGCUCGUCGGAGGACUGAGUUCUUUUGACGCGCUCGACGAACCAGAGCCAGAACCGGAAGUUGAGCCAGAACCGGAAGAUGAGCCAGAACCCGAACCUGAGCCCGAAGAGGAACCGGAAGAAGACUGAGGCGAGUGAAAAUCUUGUGACUGUUAAUUCUUUUAAACGGAUAAAUAAACCAGAAUUCAAUGAAUGGUGAAUAUAAAAAAUAUGUAAAAUUACUGCAGUUAGAAUGUUCGCUAGAUAAAUUGCUUUUUAAAUUGGUAUAAAUACUUGAUAAAUAAAAUGAACGAA
Messenger RNA from Paramuricea clavata, 2534 nucleotides. Lineage: Eukaryota; Metazoa; Cnidaria; Anthozoa; Malacalcyonacea; Plexauridae. The record is from the annotation of a GenBank genome assembly.